CCCCUUGUUAGCUUCGCCUCUCUUUCAAAAACUCUCUCUCUCUCUAAACUCUAAACUCUGUGUUUGUGUAUUGGUCCGAGAAUAGAAGAGAAGAGAAAGGAAAAAUGAGUGGUACAAUGGAGUCGAUUUCGUUCUUAAACCCUAACCCUAGCUACAGGUCGAAGAAGUCUUCGUUGGUACAGUCUUCACGCUUCGAUUCACUCCUCAGGCAUCGCACUCGCACCUACAAUUACAAUUACAAGCUCUCUCUUUUGCCCAAACCUGUUUCCGUUUCUUCCAAUGGGGUUUCCUCUCGUUUUCUUUCUCGGAACCCACCUCGCAGAUUCAUUGUAGCUUCCUCUGCUUCACACGAGGAUUCGAAGAGUCAAGAAAUUGAAGUGGAGAAGGGAAAAGAUGAUCAUAAUUUGGGAGCUGAAGAUUCACAAGAAGUUUGGAAAGAGCUUCUAGAAUCUUUCAAAGAACAAGCCUUGAAGAUGCAAAGCGUUUCACAGGAAGCAUACGAGUUAUACUCUAAGAAAGCAGUAGUCAUCCUAAAAGAAACUUCUGAACAGUUGAAAAUACAGGCAGACAAGGCAAGAGAUGAUUUGAUUGAGAUAGCAAACGAAAUUAGUGAAGAAGGCAAAGUGUAUAUCUCCACAGCUGCUGAGAACUCCCCAGAACCAGUCAAGGAUAUAGUGGAGACAUUUAAUAUGCCAACUGAAGAUCUGAAAGAAAUUUCUAGAGUUCAUGACUUCCGCGUUGGGAUUCCCUAUGGUCUGCUCCUUUCUGUUGGUGGCUUUCUUUCCUUCAUGCUAACGGGAAACAUUGCUGCCAUUAGAUUUGGUGUUAUCCUUGGUGGCACUCUUUUGGCUUUGAGCGUUUCAAGUUUAAAAUCAUAUAAAAGAGGAGAAUCAUUUCCUCUAGCCUUGAAAGGACAGGCGGCAAUUGCAAGUAUAAUAUUUUUGCGGGAGUUAAGCCAGCUGUCUCAGGCUCCAUCAUUUCUGAGCUUCAUUUCAACAGUCAUCAGUGGUGCAGUGGUAGCAUUCUUUAUCUAUAGGAUCAUACUGGAUCGUAAAAAGCACAGAGGCUCAAAUUUGGAAAACCAGACAGAAAAUUAGUUCAUUUGUGUAAGUAGCAGGAAUUUCCAAGCUGGAUCAAGAUUUACAGAUACAAGUUUUACUGAACUACAACAGCUUCAGGAGGACACACCAAUUAAGAUCUGAGGCGUUAUUGUUCAUUGAGGUUGAAGAAUGCUUGCCUGAGGCAAAAGAGAAUCUGGGCUCUCGUUGGAUUCAGUUUUAGUUUUGUAUUUUAUCUAUUUAUUAGGAAAUAAUAUAGAUGUUACUAUAAUGUGGUGUACGUGCUCUGUUCAGUUUGGGAGAUGCUACAAAGUGAUUUGAUUUUCUUCAUCUUUUACCUUAUCUUUUUGACAACCUAUUUGUUUCUAUAAAUUAACGCAUAGUUCUACU
This is a messenger RNA of Quercus lobata, 1448 nucleotides long. Its product is annotated as Transmembrane proteins 14C. Lineage: Eukaryota; Viridiplantae; Streptophyta; Magnoliopsida; Fagales; Fagaceae. Gene Ontology annotation, molecular function: fatty acid transmembrane transporter activity. Gene Ontology annotation, cellular component: chloroplast inner membrane. The record is from RefSeq and is a predicted model, not a curated record. Gene Ontology annotation, biological process: fatty acid transport. Bases 105 to 1097 code for a protein of 330 amino acids. The transcript is spliced from 8 exons.